Penicillium canariense is the source of this 1395-nucleotide messenger RNA. Its product is annotated as tRNA (guanine-N2-)-methyltransferase. The transcript has 5 exons. Bases 1 to 1395 code for a protein of 464 amino acids. The record is from RefSeq and is a predicted model, not a curated record. Lineage: Eukaryota; Fungi; Ascomycota; Eurotiomycetes; Eurotiales; Aspergillaceae. Gene Ontology annotation, cellular component: cytoplasm. Gene Ontology annotation, biological process: methylation. Gene Ontology annotation, molecular function: nucleic acid binding.
AUGGAGUAUUUGGUUGUGCUUGCCCAAUGUCAUGAGACAUUUCGACAAGCGGAGCUCCAGGCCCUCGCUACGCUGCACGGCAUCGACCUCGAAAUUAUUGCCUACAACGAAUGGACACCGCACUGUAUCGUGAGGCUGAAAGAUGAUACAGCGGCCCGCGCGUUGAUCUCGCGGAGUAUCCUGGCCAAAGACAUCCUGGAGCUUUGGGGCCAGGGCGCCACCUAUGAAGAAUUACACGCCGACGUCCAUCGGCGAACGCAGCACCGGUGGGCCGACUACCGCCAUGUGGCGUAUUCACUUAGUGUCGACUGCUUCUCGGGCAAGCGAAGUACGGCCAAGAAAAGGGAAAUCUUCGAAUCGUUUACCUACCUGCAGCUUAAAGGCCCGGUCCGCCUAAAGAAUCCGGACGAGCAAUUCCGGGUGGCGGAGGAAUACGUCACAGACGUGGAAGCGUGUGCCAUCAAGACCAAGAAGUCAUCAGAGCCACGCAGGAUAUACCUGGGACGCUGGAUUGCGAAAGGCUCGCGGGAUGUCGUCGACACCCACAAUCUCAAGAAACGCAAGUACAUUAGCACUACGUCCAUGGAUGCAGAGUUGUCUUUAGUGACGGCGAAUAUGGCCCUUGCAGCCCCAGGAAAGGUGUUCUAUGACCCUUUCGUGGGCGCUGGGAGCUUUCUAGUGGCCGCCUCGCACUUCGGUGCGUUGACGAUGGGCUCGGAUAUCGACCCACGAGCCUUCCGUGGUAAAGAACACGAGCGCCAGAAUGGAAUAGCGAUGAUGCAGAAUUUCCAGCAGUACAAUCUGACGAGCAAGUUCUUGGACGCAUUCACGUCAGAUCUCACAAACACACCCCUGCGAGAGACUGCGUUUCUGGAUGGUAUCAUCUGUGAUCCUCCUUACGGUGUUCGCGAAGGUCUUCGGGUCCUGGGAACGCGGGAUGGAAAUCCCAUCCCACCGGUUAUCAUCGACGGAGUCCUUGCCCACUACCGAGAGGGUUUCAUCCCCCCCAAGCGACCGUACGGUUUCGAAGCCUUGCAGAGAGAUGUCCUCGACUUUGCAGUCCGCACUCUCGUCCCCCAUGGACGGCUAGCCAUGUGGAUGCCUACCGCGAGUGACGAGGCUGUGGAGUUCCCCGUGCCCAUGCACCCAAAUCUAGAAGUAGUCAGCGUUUGUGUUCAGCCGUUCAGCAACUGGUCUCGCCGAUUGAUGAUUUACCGUCGUCUGCCGGAAGGACAGACAUCCGAUGUCACACUUGGAAGAAUCAAGGCCGACGGCGAGGGUGUUUCUGCUGACGACCUGAAUGCGUUCCGGGUCAAAUAUAAUACCAGAAAUAUCCUCCGAGCGGAGCAGGAGAAAGCCACACAAAACAAGGGGGAUACCCCUGAACAUGAAUGA